Messenger RNA from Cuculus canorus (common cuckoo), 10425 nucleotides. It is a transcript of the gene FBXO41, whose product is annotated as F-box protein 41. Lineage: Eukaryota; Metazoa; Chordata; Aves; Cuculiformes; Cuculidae. Bases 685 to 3087 code for a protein of 800 amino acids. The transcript has 13 exons. The record is from RefSeq and is a predicted model, not a curated record. Gene Ontology annotation, molecular function: protein binding.
CCCUCCAUCCCUCCCUUCACCAUGCGGAGCCCCCCUUGAGCCCCACAGCCCCCCUGAGGGCUUGCUUUUCCCAGGGUGCCCAGCAACCCUCGCCCUCCUGCCACCCCUGUGGGGCCUUCAGCCUCUGCUCCCUUCCUCCUCAUCCUCCUCCUCCUCCUCCCACAGCCACCACCCUCCCUCCUUCCCCAGGGCCUGGCUGGCAUGGAGGUGCUGGCUGCAGGGAGCCGGAUGCUUCCCGCUGCUCCUGCCUCCUGCCUGGGCUGCAUCCCUCUCGCCCAGCAUCCUUCCUCGACAAAGCCCUGAGCCGCUCAGCAGCCUCCUCCUUUGUGCAGCGGAGCGGGUGUGCGUGCUCCGUCACCCCCUCGUAGCCCCCCAGCUCGCUCCGCUCGGUGGGGACGGUGGCGGCUGGCGGGGAAGCAGGAGAGAUGCUGCCCUCGCCGGAGGAGCCACACGCGGGAGGUUGGCGGCGAGACGCAGCUCCCGGCACCGGCCCAUGCUGACACCCCCUCCAGAACUGCCGUACCCUCCACUUCCAUCCCAAGCCUCUCAAUUCACCAUGUCCCAGCAGAGCUGUGGCCCAACCAACCAGGACUCCCAGACCUAUCCCGUGUGCCACUGGUCCAUGCAUCCCACGUCAUGAGCGAAGCCGUACAGUUCCCCUGUGUCGGGGCGCGUAGCUGAGGGAUGGCCUCGCUGGACCUGCCCUACCGGUGUCCGCGGUGCGGGGAGCACAAGCGCUUCCGCAGCCUCUCCUCACUGCGGGCGCACCUGGAGUACAACCACACCUAUGAGACCCUCUACGUCCUCUCCAAGACCAACAGCAUCUGUGAUGCCGCCGUCUUCCCCUUGGCCGCCGACGGGGCCUUGCUGACGCCGGCUGCCCGGCGGGACUACUUUGAAAGCACCUCCUUCCAAGGCAAGGAUCAGCGCUUCUCCUGUGACCUCGUUCCUGCCGAGGAGUUGGAGCCCGCCCCAUCUUCUUCUCCCUCGCCCCGCUAUGUCCAUGAGAUCGAGAUCCCUCUGACGGAAAUCUUCACCCGGAGCAAAGCCGUGGCGCCGGCCCCCACACCACCAGCCACGAUGGACAGUGCCUACGAGGAAGGCUUGGCUCGCCUGAAGAUCCGCGCCUUUGAGAAGCUGGAGGUGGAUAAGCGGUUGGAGAAACUGACGGAGGAGGUGGAGCAGAAGAUCGCCUCGCAGGUGGGCCGGCUCCAGGUGGAACUAGACCGCAAGAGCUCGGAGCUGGAGAAAGCCAAGCAGGAGAGCCUGCGGCUCAGUCGGGAGAAGCAGGAGCUUGAGGAUCGGGCAUCUGAACUGUCCCGCCAGGUGGACGUCAGUGUGGAGAUGCUGGCUUCCCUCAAGCAGGACUUGGUGCAGAAGGAGCAGGAGCUCACCCGCAAGCAACAGGAGGUGCUGCAGAUCGACCAGUUCCUGAAGGAGACGGCUGCCCGCGAGGCCAACGCUAAGGUUCGCCUCCAGCACUUCAUCGAGGAGCUGCUGGACCGAGCGGACCGGGCUGAGAAGCAACUCCAGAUCAUCAGCAGCAGCUGUGGCACCACCCCAAAUGGCAGCCUGGGACGCUGCGGCACGCCAGGAGCCAAGGCUGCCGGCCGACCGGUACCUCCACGAGCACAGAGAGACCGGCACCCGGGGCCAGGAGCAGCCGUGCAUGGCCCCUAUGGUGUGGCCAACCAGCGCUCCUCCUCCAGCACGGGCGCCUCGAGCCGGGUGAAAGCUGUGUCACAGAGCUCGGGCUGCUACGACAGUGACAGCGCAGAGCCGUGUCCAACCGAUGACACCACCGAUGGGCAUCCCUACUUUGCACGGGACGGCGCCCGGGGCUCGGGGCUGCGCCGACAAGCCAUCCAGAACUGGCACCGCCGGCCCUAUCGCAACAGCACCGAGGGCGAAGAGGGCGACGUCUCCGACGUGGGCUCUCGCACCACCGAGUCGGAGGCUGAGGGCUGGGAGCCGGAGGCACCCGGAUCCGCAUCAUCCCGACCUGCCAGCUGCCGGCUGACGGCCAGGACCGAGGGGCCCGGGAGCAAGGUGGGCCGCCUGGAGAGGGGCAGCCCUGGCCACUCCAGCGAGGUGAUCAGCCCCGAGAUCCUCAAGAUGCGGGCGGCUCUUUUCUGCAUCUUCACCUACCUGGACACCAAGACCCUGCUGCGGGCGGCUGAGGUGUGCAAGGACUGGAAGUUCGUGGCCCGGCACCCGGCCGUGUGGACACGGGUGCUGCUGGAGAACGCCAGGGUGUCCUCCAAGUUCCUGGCCAUGCUGUCUCAGUGGUGCACCCAGAUGCACUCCCUCACCCUCCAAAACCUCAAGCCGCGACAGAGAGGGAAGAAGGAGAGCAAGGAGGACUACAUGAAGAGCACACGGGGUUGCCUGGAAUCCGGGCUGGAGUCCCUGCUGAAGGCCACAGGCAGCAACUUGCUCAUCCUCCGCAUCUCGCACUGCCCCAACGUGCUGACGGACCGCUCGCUCUGGCUGGCCAGCUGCUACUGCCGGGCCCUGCAGGCUGUCACGUACCGGAGCUCUACAGACCCCGUGGGUCACGAAGUCAUCUGGGCCCUUGGAGCAGGUUGCAGGGACAUCAUCUCCCUCCAGGUCGCGCCUCUGCAUCCAUGCCAGCAGCCAACGCGUUUCAGCAACCGCUGCCUUCAGAUGAUCGGAAGGUGCUGGCCUCACCUGCGGGCAUUGGGCAUUGGAGGAGCAGGCUGCGGCGUCCAGGGACUGGCGUCCUUAGCUCGAAACUGCAUGCGGCUUCAGGUCCUGGAGCUGGACCACGUGGCGGAGAUCAACCAGGAGGUUGCGGCAGAGAUGUGUCGAGAAGGGCUGAAGGGGCUGGAGAUGCUGGUGCUGACCUCCACACCGGUCACCCCCAAAGCCCUGCUGCACUUCAACAGUGUGUGCCGGAACCUGAAGUCCAUCGUCGUGCAAGUGGGCAUUGUGGACUACUUCAAGGAGCCCCACAGCCCUGAAGCCAAGAAGAUGUUUGAAGAAAUGGUGAACAAACUCCAGGCCCUGAGGAAGAGACCCGGCUUCUCCAAGAUUUUACACAUCAAAGUGGAAGGAGGCUGUUAGACCUUCAGGGAACCACAAAGCACAUUCCCUUCUCUGCUUGGCGGAGCCAGCGGCCCUGCAAAACCAAACCCACUGUCCGUUGCUGGACCUGGAGCAUGGAGAUGCCGGCCCAUGAGCAAAAAAACCCAAACUCUUGCAGGCCUUCAUGACUGUCGACCAGCGCUCGUCCCCAAGGCCAGCUUGUGGGCAAGAAGGUGCUACUUCUGGAAAUAUUCCAGCUGCCCAAAGAGGCUGGGCUACGCUCUUUCCCGGGAGGGAAGAUGGCUUCAAACCCUCUAUAGCUGCUCGUUGCCAAGGAUCAUUGUUUGGAGAACGUCUUCUUCUUCGAACUCUCUUUCUGGGGAGUUUUUUUGCUGUUGGGUGGUGUGGGAGAUGAGGAUGGCUCAGCCCAUCCCUGGGGGCUCUUUGUAGAGCGCUGGGCUGUGUCAUAGCUGGACCAUCCCCAUCCUCUUUGUGGGCUGGUGGAAGUAGGGGGGGAAGCGGUUGUUCCUCCAGAGGAAACAGUGCCCAACAUUCCUGCUCAGUUUCCGCUUGUUUUCAUUUCAUUUGUUUAACAGAGGGGCACCCAAAGCUGGUGCCCAGGAACCAGCAGCCACCACAGCACAAACCUGGAUGGCAAAGCUGCAUCUCGGGAGCUGUAGGAGCCAGAGGACAUCAGGAGAGAUGGUCACUCUCCCAGAGAUUUCCAGCCUCACCUCCUCUCCACCCAAACCUGCCAAGGCAAUAAACCAUCUACUAGAUCCUCCUCCACCAGGAAACACGGGUCACGCUUCUGUCCCCAUCAACAUUCACCUCCCAUUCAGGCUUCCUCUGGAGCAAGUUGUCCUAUGUGGAGAGGUGGACUGGCAUGGGACACACACCUUUGCCAUCUCAUCACCUUCCUGAGCAGCCUGAAGGAGAAACCCUGGCCAAAUUGUCCUGAAACCCAAAGCCGCUGGUGAAAGCACCACCCCAACUGCGCUGGUAGAUCCCUUAUCUAUGGCCACAGCUGGCUGAUGAACUCCAUUUUCUUUCUUCUGGAGCUCUUCUGCCUGCAAGGACAUCAUCGCCCUCAAAAUUACCCUUCUUUUUCAAAGGUUUUUGAAAGGCAUCCAGCAGGGUGAGACAUCUCCACCCUCCACCCUGGGGAGAUGAUGCCAGGAGGUGCCCAUCCCAUGGGGGACACCCAUCGCAGCACUGCCAGCAGCAGGGACACACCAGCCUUAACAACAGCCCCACUUUGAGCCCCAACCAGGCAUGCUUGGACCCAACACGCCGAGCUGAGAGGGCCUGAUUGACAAAAGCAGAUUUUAUAGGGUUGUCCUCUUCUCUGGACCAUCGUUGGAGGUUUCGCUACCUGUUGCCCAGCAUGGCUGCAAGGAGACAGCCAUUCCCAGGGCAUGUCCUCUUCCAGCAGCACUCUUGGAGUGAUGGGCUGUCAUGGAGCAUCUCCCCAGGAGGGAGAAGGUUGCAGACCCAUCGUGGUACCACCUUGCUCAUCAGUGGCACAAGAGCUGCAGACCUUGCCCAGGGGCUCCCAACACAUCGACAGCCCACGGGGACCCUAAUAGAAAAUCAAAUCUAUUCCAAAUCACGGAAGCUGGUAGUGGGCAAAAGGCAGCUCCUUGGUCUCCAGCCUCAGAAGAAACCUCAGAAGACCAUUUCAUUCACCACUCAUCCAGUCUAUGCUGUCUCCUCCAAAGCAGGGUUGGGUUUUUGGACCAUAAUCUCCCAUCUGAAGCAUCUCCGUUCCCCCACGGACGGCAGCAUUCCAGGAGAAGGCUGUUCCCUGUAUGCACAAAAUGCAGGAGCCCAAAAAACCACCUUUGAGAAACUACAGGAUCUCAUCAUGUCCCCAUGGGCAGCGUUGGAUGAGCAUCCCGGCACCAGGGAUGAGCUCCUCACCGUGUCCAUGGGUUUACCACCACCUUGGGGAGUCUGGGACACAAUCCAGGAGCAAGAGGUGCCCCGACCAGCAAAAAAAAAACCACCCAGCAAAGCUACAACCCCUUGGGGACCACCUGGCCCCCAUCCCACAAGGUCCCAGCGGAGAUGUCACCAUUGGAAACAGCGCAGAGACUUGUGAAAUUCCCUUAAAGAUAAAAACAAAGUAAGUAUUUAUUUCUAUAAAGAAGGAGAAAAAAAAGAAGAUUUUAAAGGAAAAUUAUAUACUCAGCAUGUUUAUACACUCUACGCUUAAAGACUAUCGUGUUGGAGAGUCAUGUUUGAAGACUGAAGGUGGCUGCUCCAGGAUUGCUGCUAGACCGGGCCCAGCCCCGCGUCCUCCAGGCCAUGAGGAGGGCAAGGACAGGGUGAUGGGAAGCAGGGGGAGAUGUGAGGGUCGGGAGGCCCUGGCCCAGGUUGCCCAGAGAAGUCAUGGCUGCCCCAUCCCUGGAGGUGUUCAAGGCCAGGUUGGAUGGGGCUUGGAGCAGCCUGGUCCAGUGGGAGGUGUCCCUGGCCAUGGCAGGGAGGUUGGAACUGGAUGGGCUUUGAGGUGCCUUCCAGGCCAAAUCGUUCUAUGAUUCUAUGAGAUGUUGAGGAUGCUUAAGGAAACCUUCUGUGUUCGCGAGCAAGGUUGGAGUGGCUGUUGGUGACCACAGUGGUUAUGUCUACUGGUGGCUGCAGUGGUGGUGUCUACUAGUGGCUGAGGUGGCCAUGUCAGCUAGUGGUUGUGGUAGCCAUGUCUACUAGUGCCAUUGGUGGUCGUGUCUUCUGGUGGCUGUGGUGGCUAUGACUGCUGGUGCCAUCAGUGGCUGCAUCUACUGGUGGCCGUGGUGUCCAUGUCAACUGGUGGCCACAGUGGCAUGGAGCGUGGGUAGGUGUGCGAUAUCCCUGUACCCCCAACGCCGUGAGGGUUUUGGAAGUCACAGCAGGACAAGCUCUGCUGAUUUUGGUGCUUUGGUGUCUCACCAAGACCAGACCGAACCAAACCAUCCACCUCCCCUUGGGGCAUUCCCAAAAUGUCCAACUUCUGGCUUAGCAAAGCCACUUUUUUUCCAAAUGUCCAGUAAUGACAGAAGACCUUGAGCAGGUCCAAGGACUGGAAGAUGAAAAAUAGAGAGGUUUUCCCAUUUUCCUUGAUGCUUGGGCUUGGAUGGGUCCCUUCCUCCUCCUCUUUAGCUGGGGAUGAAGGUGGCUCGCAUAGGCUCAGUGGCAAUGAGAGCCCUGCGUCUCCCUGGCCCUCCUGGUAGUCACCUGGGUUAUUAACAACAACGAGCUCAUUAACAGCUCCGUAUGUCUUCUGCUGAAAUGUCACCUUAAUGGUUCCCCCCGCUGCUUCCCAACCCACCAGUGCACAUUGACCAUUGGUUCUGCCACAAGCUCCCACCAUCCAUCCUCAUCCCUGCGGGAUGCUCAGGUGGUGCGGUAGGAUUCACCACAGUGGGUUUCAACCUCCUUUCCUCUGGAAAUGAUGGAGAAAUACCAAAUCCCUUGGGAAAGCCUUGAUAUCACGCAGCGUAUACAGGUGCCAGGAGGGAAGGGAGCGCUGCAGGGGGAGCUCAACCCCAUAGUAGCCCCUAGAGAAGCUCCAGAGGAGCUCUGCGAUGACAAUCCCCAGCAAAAGCCAGGGCACAGCUGCCCGAUUCGGGGCAAGCAUCAUCAGCGAGUGGCUUUCAGUUGGGUCACGGUGUUGGAUGGGUGGUACUGCCAGUUCCUGCUAUUCCUGGAUCCCAUGGGACCAGUUUUGAGGGGAUUUAUUCCUUUUUUUUUCUAGUGAGUUUGCCCAAAGUUUCCCCAUGGCCAAUGCACACAACAUUCCUCUUCUCUUGAAUUUGAGUGCUGGUCAGGGAUCUCAAGAGGAACACCACCAGCAAAGCCAACUCAGGGGGCAAAUUUAUCCCAAAUUUGUGUUUUUCUGUCUCACUCCUGUUGGAUUUUGCUCAUUAUCCAUCACUCCGAGCUCACAGGAGCCAGGGAUGCUCUGGGGACUGGCUGCAUCCUCCUGGCUUCAAUCUGGGUGAGGGUCCAGGGGUGCAAGGUCUCCAGGAAAAGAAGGAAUGCCCCAAGUUGGCUCCAUGCAAGGAGAUUUUGAAACCUCUUUAUCAAGGAAAGAAGGCAAAGAAAAAUCUCCCACCUCUUGUCGUGCGGCACGAUCCCAGCUGGCACCCACGGCACAGCCAUGGCGGGGUCUUGGACCUUCCAAAAAGCUCCAAAUUUGGUUAAAACAGAAGGAAAAAGCCCAUGGUAAGUGUUGUUAAAGGUUCUUCUCUUGGCUCUUAGAGGAGCCCACCCCAGGAACUGGCACAAAGCCUCUCGGUUUUGGGUCAAAACACUGCAGGUUCAUGUGAAGCAAAACAAAAAACCAGUUGGGAAUCAGUGCCAAAUAGCAAAAUGCUUUAAAACAAGGGGGGGAGGAAAAGAAAAACAGGGAGAUUUUAGGAAACGGAGAUGUUUUGUUGUGAGCGAAGCAUCGCAGGGUGGGGUUGCAAGGUGAGCAGCGACGAUGCUGGACUUUCCUCAUUGAUGGGAGGCAAAAUAAUCCCCAUGGUGGGGGUGAAAUGGUCCCUUCUGUCCCACCAGCUGUCCUGGUGAGAAGCAGCACGGAGAGAAGGGAAGAAAUUCUUCACGCUGAGGGUGGGGAGGUCCUGGCCCAGGUUGCCCAGGGAAGUUGUGGGUGCCCCAUCCCUGGAGGUGUUCAAGGCCAGGUUGGAUGGGGCUUUGAGGAACAUGGUCCAGUGGGAGGUGUCCCUGCCCAUGGCAGGGGGGUUGGAACUGGACGGGCUUUGAGGUCCCUUCCAACCCAUUCUAGGAUUCUAUGAAAAACUGCCCAAAAAGCAGGAAAAAUGGGAUUUUUCUGAUCCAGCCUCGGGACAGAGCCCCGUGGAAGGGGAGGACGAGGCAGGCUGGGGCCGGGGACAAGCGGGUGCAAUGGUGCGGGCGGGCGGGCUGGCUUUUGGGAAGCGAGCGCGGCAACGCACACUUUGCUUCGAGAUAAUCAGAGGAUGCGCUUCCCCUGGGAAGAGGAAAAGAGUUCCAGGAAUCGCAAUCAUUUCCCUAAAGAACUGCUCGGCGGUGGCAUUAGCUCCGGCGAGCGAUUCCCGAGGGGCCCCGUCCAGCGUCCUCCCCCCUCCUGAGCGGUAGCGAGUUUGCCUCCUAAGUUAUUUUUUUAAACUCUCUAUAAAUUUAGGUCUAUUUUAGUCUUUCGCAGCGAUGUGCCAGUGUCUGGAGAACCAAACAUCCCUUUUUCCCCUCCCCAAUCCCGCAAUCCCUUGAUGCUAAACAGGGUCCUGGAUGCUCGAUCCGCCGGAGGAUGCUGCCCAGGAGGAGGGGGAGCGGCAGGGAUGGGGGCGCAGAGGGAUUGAGGGGUUCAGGGGAGGCUCCGGGUGGGUUUGUCGGCAGCAGGGUCCGAGGGCGACCGUGUUUUUAGCACUUUGGUUGGAACUCUCCCCUGUAGACGCACUUUGAUGUUGUUGCUUUGAAACUUUGCCGAGUGUAAACCAUGUGUAUUUAAAGAGUUACAAACAACAAGAGGUGUGUGAAGAGCUAUUUCAUGACACUGCGUUGAAUAAAGACUUGACAUUGAGGUGGGGGGGUUCAACUCUGCCCUGGGGCCACACAGAAACAAAGAAUCCAGCACCAAACCACCGAGACCAGUUGCUGGUUGGGGCUUACCGGGAGCAUCCCCAUUCCAAUGUCCCUCUCCUCACAGGCACAGGAGCUUCGUGACCCACAGGGUCUAUUGGUCCGGUCCCACUGAGCUUACUGGGAGCAUCUCUGCUCCUACUUCUCUCUCCUUGCAGGAAGAAGGCUUCUGGGACACGUGGGCUCCAUUGGUGCAGCCCCACAGAGCUUACUGGGAGCAUCCCUCCUCCAACGCCCCUCUCCCUGCAGGCACAAGGGGUUUUGGACACAUGGAUUCUGUUGGAACAGUCCCAUUGGACUUACUGGGAGCAUCCCUGCUCCUACCCCCAUCUCCCUACAAGCACAGGGGUUUUGGGACCCACGGGAUCCAUUGAUCCAGUCCCACUGGACUUACUGGAAGCAUCCCUGCUCCUAUCCCCAUCUCCGUGCAGGCACAGGGAUUUGGGGACACGUAGGAUCUAUUGGCCCAGUCCCAUCAGGCCAGAGAGACAAAGCGUACAUGGAAGCAUUUGAUCCACCAGAGGCUGUGAUGCCGUUCAGGGAGACCUGGACAGGCUGGAAAGUUGGGCAGAGAGGAACCUCUUGAAGAUUUACUGAGGCAAUUGUAGAGCAAUUCAAGAGGAAUAACUCCCUGCCCCAGUUCAGGUGAGGGGUUGGACAGCUGGAGAGCAGCUCAGCAGAGAAGAACGUGGGAGUCCCGGACACCAAGGCAAGCAUGAGCCAGCGCUAUGCCCUCACGGCCAAGGCGAUCCUGGGGUUCAUGGAGCGUGGGGAGUAGGCAGGGAGGUUUUCCUCACCCUCUGCUCUGCCCUGGUAAGGCCCCAUCUGGAAUUGUGUCCAGUUCUGGGCUUUCCAGCUCAGGAAAGACAAGGAACCACUGGAAAACCCAGUGGGGGCCACAGAGAUGAUAAGGGCACUGGAGCAUCUCUCUUAGGAGAAAAAGCUGAGAUCUAGGUCUGCUUAGCCUGGAGAAGACUGAGAGGGGACCUCAUCAGUGUUGAUCACUAUCUGACAGGCACAGGGCAGGAGGAUGGGGCCAGGCUCUUCUCAACAUUGCCCAGCCACGGAACAAGAGGCCACGGGCAUAAACUGGAACACAGAAGUUCCACCUGGACAUGAGCAAAAACUUCUUUCCUGUGCAGGUGACAGAGCACUGGAACGGGCUCCCCAAGGAGGGUGUGGGGUGUCCUCUGCAGAGAUCCAAACCUGCUUGGACAUGUUCCUGUACAACCUGCUGGAGGUGAUCCUGCUUUCGCAGAAGGGUUGGACUGGAUGAGCUCUGGAGGUCCCUUCCAACCCCGAUCUUUCUGGUAUUCUGUGACUUGGGAGCAAAAACUGGUACUGGAGAGCCCAGAAGCGUCAGUGGACAAAGUGGAGGACCUACAGCCCAAAGGAGGGGGCCAAGAGAUGUCACUCCCAUCCUUUGGCAGUGAAGGCUGAUCGUAGACCACAGCAGAGCGAAAAGUUGAGUUUGAACAAUUUUGUGCUGAAAAGAAAGCUUCCUGAACAGUCCUGGAAGAAAAAAGCAAAUCGAGGAAUAAGACAGCUCAGGUGGCUGGAGAAUUCCUGGUUCCCAGAUUCCAAACUCACAGAGUCGGGAAUGGGAUUUACAAGUUGGGGAGGGUGCAGCAGCGCUGGGUGCAGGGAGAUGGGAUCCUGCUGCUAUGAGAAAGCCAGGAAGGAAUGCAUUCCCUCAAAUUCCUGCCACUGGAAGGAAACACAGUAAGCCCCAAGAAUCUGCCGCCUGCCUUGGGCAAGACCCACCAGCUCCUGAAG